AUGUCGACAUGGGUGCAAGAUGUCGAAGAUAUCUCUCGCGAGACCAAAACGCCCGGUCUCACGGGGCGAGUGCACAUCAUCGGUCUCGGAAAUGCAGGGACAUUCAUUGCCCACUCGCUUGCGUCACGACAAUCACCGCCUCCAAUUACCCUCCUUAUGCACCAAGCCUCAUUCUACCAUGCGUUCCGGCGGAAGAAGCGGAGCUUGGCUGUUAACUACAACGGCCUCGACGAUAACAGGACGGGCUUCGAUGUCGAAGUUUUGCACGAUAAAGUGUGGCACAGGAUACCUUCAAAGGAUGAGCAACUCGAAGCCAAUGAGGACCCUGAUGUUCUCGAGAGUGCAGAGGAUGUGCCUGAGGAGGAAGGACAUAUCGAAUGCUUGAUUGUCUGUUGCAAGUCAUAUAUGACCGAAAAGGUUAUCAGAGGGGUUCGUCACAGACUGAGCCCCGAUUCGACUAUCCUUUUCAUUCAGAAUGGUCUGGGCAUUAUCGAGAAGCUUAACAAAGAGAUCUUCCCGGACGAGAAGAGUCGGCCGAACUACAUGCAAGGCGUGCUCAGCCACGGUCUGAAGAAACAAGACUCCUACAAGGUCGGCCACGUGAAUGUUGGGUCAUUGAUCCUCAGCCCGGUGGUCACUGGCCAGACCCCGCUGAUCGAGGCCGAGAAGGACACACACUGGGCUCCUACAACAAAGUACCUCCUACGUCUUUUGACCCUCACACCUUCGCUUGUCGCUACUGCCGAUACGCCCGCUGGCAUUUUGCAAUACCAGCUGGAAAGACUGGCCGUUGGCUGCGUUCUCGGCUCUCUCGGUGCGAUCCAUGAUUGCAAGAAUCGCGAACUUCUGCACAACUUCCCAGUCUCUCGCACCAUGCGACUGCUUCUCUUGGAGAUCUCCAGUGUGAUCUGCGCUCUCCCCGAGCUGCGUGGCAUUCCAGGCAUUGAGGAUCGGUUCUCACCAGAGCGCUUGCGCCGACUAAUCCUCAACGUUGCCUCAAAUCGCCCCGAGGACACCAGCUCAAUCCGGAACGAUUUGCACUACCAGCGAAACACGGAGAUUGAUUUCUUGAACGGAUGGAUUGUGAAGCGUGGCGAAGAGCUAGGCAUGAAAUGCGUGCUGAACUACAUGAUUCAACAGCUGGUUCUGAGCAGGAUGUAUAUCAUCAAUCAUAGGGAGGCCAGCGCCGUCCCGAUCGAUUUCGAUAAUGUCAUUCUCUCCGGUGACAAGAGCAAAGAUGAUUAA
Penicillium cataractarum is the source of this 1245-nucleotide messenger RNA. Its product is annotated as ketopantoate reductase family protein. Gene Ontology annotation, cellular component: cytoplasm; mitochondrion. The transcript has a single exon. The record is from RefSeq and is a predicted model, not a curated record. Lineage: Eukaryota; Fungi; Ascomycota; Eurotiomycetes; Eurotiales; Aspergillaceae. Gene Ontology annotation, molecular function: NADP binding; 2-dehydropantoate 2-reductase activity. The coding region runs from base 1 to 1245 and encodes 414 amino acids.